AUGGCGCAGCCCUCAACAGCCCAAGCCGAGUCAUCCAGUGCAACAACACCAUUCGUCUCAAAAUGGGCAUCUAGAUAUCGCGGCGCCGCAGUAGAAGACCUCCAACCUCCCGCAGCCCUCUCCCUCACGCCCUCGGACCCCAUCUCCCUCGCCCUGACCCUCGCCUUCGAGCGCGACUACACCCACCUCACCAUCAUCGACAGCGAGACCCGCAGCCUCCUCGGCUACAUCGCCAUCCCCCAGCUGCAGGCCCUCCUCGACGGCGGCAAGGUCAAGCCCGAUGACCACAUCGCCAGCGCCAUGACCCGCUUCCAGCGCAAGGGCAAGAAGUACAAGGUCAUCACUAUGGACACGCCGCUGGAGGAGCUCGAGGCCUUCUUCGAGGGCGCCGAGACCGCGGGCCAGAAGCAGGAGUUUGCCGUCGUCACCGAUGACAACCGCCGCUUCGUCCUGGGCGUUGCCACGAGGGCCGAUCUGGAGGAGUUCGUGAAGAGGAGGCCAGCUUAG
This is a messenger RNA of Cryphonectria parasitica EP155, 507 nucleotides long. RefSeq lists its product as uncharacterized. Bases 1 to 507 code for a protein of 168 amino acids. The record is from RefSeq and is a predicted model, not a curated record. NCBI's taxonomy places the organism in Eukaryota, Fungi, Ascomycota, Sordariomycetes, Diaporthales, Cryphonectriaceae. The transcript is spliced from 2 exons.